AUGAGAGUUUUGCGGGGCCUCCCGCCCGCCGCCACCCUGGCGCUGCGCGGCCCCUGCGGCCCCUUCCUCUCGCCCAACGAGGAUGACUUCGUGGGCCGCAUCGCGGCCGAGCUGGAGCAGUUCGCACUGCGGGGCCAGCAGCGCAGGGUGCUCCUGUUCCCGCCGCUCUCCAGCCGCCUCCGCUACCUGAUCCACCGCACCGUAGAGGACGCGGACACGCUGAGCAGCUUCUCGGUGGGCGAAGGAUGGAGGAGGAGGACGGUCAUCUGUCACUCGGCCAUAAGGCUGCCCGAGGAGGCCAGCGAGCAAAACGCCCGCGCCGCGCGGCCGCCGCGGCCGCCCCCGGCCCGGGGCUGGGGCGGCCGAGCCCCGGGGCUGCGCGCGGGCGCCGAGGGGCCCGGCGACGCGUCUCGCGCCUGCGUGGGCUCCGGGCGCAUCAGGCGGCCGCCGCGCAGGAAGCCGGACAAAGCGCUCUACGUGCCCAAGGCGAUGCGCCGGAGAGCGGAGCGGGGCCAGGGCCCGCGCGGUGACGUCUGCCCGGAGGCGCUGGCAGAGCCGGGAGAGCGCGAGGGCAGCGCGGAGGCCGACGCAGCGGCGCUUGGCAAAGAGCAGGACCUGGGAGAAGCUGGAGAAGAGCCUGUUUUGGAGGAGAGCGGGGCUGGGAAUGCUGAGCGUCCUGCCUGCUGUGUGGAUGCCUCCUUGCCCACCAGCAGCACUGACCUCCAGGGGCAGGAAGGUCCGCAUAGAGACUGCUCUGAAGCCCUCGAUUCCGGACAUGACGAGAGCCCGAGCGGAGCAGAAGAGGAGCCCAAGAGCUGUGACAAGGCCCUGGAGCUGGAAGGUGGCGAGACCGCAGGCCAGCCGCAAGCUGCAGACCAAGGCAGCGGCGCUGGCACCAAGGACAUCUCCCCGUCCCGCGGCCGUGGCAGCUGCACCGACAUCACCGCAGCGGAGCCUGCAGCGGCCUUGCUGGCACUCAAAGCCCAAGAUAAGAGCUGCGCUGACGCCGAGAUACCGGCAAGCGGCGAGAACCUGGCAGCGCUGGAGGAGCAGAGCCAGGACCCAAGCGCCAGCGUGUCGGAGCUGUGCCGGAGUCCUUCAGCGCAGGGAGCCCAAGGUCGAGACAGCCCCCGGGUCACCAAACGCGAGCAAACCCUGGGAGCCCAGGAGCCGAGUGCCCCCGAUGCUGCCCAUGAUGAGGAACCAUCCACUGCCAACACCCAGAGCCAGGUGGAUGCUCCCAUGGGGAGAACGGGAUCUGAGCGGGAAGAGGCGGACGAGGAGCGCUCGGGCUUGGCCGACAUGCUGUGGCACGAGCUCCGGGUGUCUGCGGACGACAACGCGGAGGAGAGCCCGGCCGGGCGCGAGCAGGAGGAUGGCUUUGAGGACGACUGCACCGUGGAGCUCUUGGAAGAGAUUGCAGCUCAUUUAACUGUGAAGGACAUAAGCGUGGAGAAGAUCAGUUUUGAUUAUUGCAGUUACGGAGACGCGCAGCUCAGCGAAAGCGACUUCAGCCACGUAGUAGAAAUCUACGACUUCUCCCCAGCGCUGAAAACGGAGAACCUGAUGGAAAUAUUCUCUGACUUCCAGGAGAGUGGGUUCAAAAUCCAGUGGGUUGAUGACACACAUGCCCUGGGCAUCUUCUGCAGCGUGACAGCAGCAUGUCAAGCCCUGGGGCGAAGAUACCCUUCUCUAAAGAUCCGACCAUUGAUCCAUGGGACCAGGCAGUCUAAAAUUAAGGCCCUUCAGCGACCAAAGCUCCUGCAGCUGGCCAAGGAGAGACCGCAGACGGACACGGCGGUGGCCAGGAGGCUGGUGACCAGGGCCCUGGGGCUGAAGCACAGGCAGCAACACGGCUUGGGCGGCCCGGAGCCGGAGCCGGAGCUGGAAAACACCGGGCAGGAGGAGGUGCCGGCUGCGGGAGAGCUGUAGGGGAGCAGGGUCUGCUAAUAAACUGCAUGCACAACAGGGAGUUGCCCCGGGGGGUGUUCGCUUGGGGGUUGAGUGCCGGCAUCGCUCCCUGAAGGAGGGAGGGGAAAAAGUUGAUGGAGAUGUUCAGCGGGAGCGCUGCGCCUCUUGCAGACCGUUACAGAGCUCCAGGUGGCUCUUGCAGAGCCAGGGCUACUUACAAAGAGAAAAAUGCUUUAAAAAGGUUGAAAAAAUGCACUAGAAUAAGGGAGUUGUAUGUUGUUGGCCAAAGUUCAGCUGUAAGCGAGAACAGAGUAUUGUUUAAUGUUUACUUUGUUGUAAUGUUUUUGUUAAAGUUUCCCACAAAACUGACUACCAUCAAAUACAAGCGAAUUUCAG
Nothoprocta perdicaria is the source of this 2307-nucleotide messenger RNA. Its product is annotated as R3H and coiled-coil domain-containing protein 1-like. The transcript has 8 exons. NCBI's taxonomy places the organism in Eukaryota, Metazoa, Chordata, Aves, Tinamiformes, Tinamidae. The record is from RefSeq and is a predicted model, not a curated record. Gene Ontology annotation, molecular function: nucleic acid binding. Bases 1 to 1932 code for a protein of 643 amino acids.